CUGAGUAGUACUCGCCUCUGAUUGGUCCGUCGUUAUGAACGGGGGUAGGUCCACACGGUGCAAGCCACUGUUGAAAUUUCUACGCUAACCAACUUUAGCCAGCUUGCUAACAUGUAAUUAAACGAAUGUGGGUUAACUGCAUUCACCGUACUACAAUGGGUUGGAAUUGACAGGUAAUAUGCUGGUUCCGAAAACGGAAUACCGAAAUAAUUGGCGGUGUUCUGUACGUGUCGCCGCAACUACACGCAGAACAUGUCCAGUUAGCCAUAACGCGGCGAUUGGUGGAUAACGAAUCUGGCAAGCUAGCCAGUGGGUCCGGGGUUUGGACUGGGUUGAGGCUUUUGUACAGGUUUCCUCGCCCAGUGGACAGCCGAGCCGGAUGCUGUGAUUAUCAUGAGUCCCGCGGGCUGCCCCCAUGUCAACUGCUUCAAAGUGGACAACUGGAAGCAGAACCUGAGGGCUAUUUAUCAGUGUUUCGUAUGGAGCGGUUCGGCCGAGACCAGGAAACGCAAGGCCAAGUCAUGCAUCUGCCACAUGUGCGGGGCUCACCUCAGCAGACUCCACUCCUGCCUUUACUGCGUCUUCUUCGCCUGCUUUGCCAAAAAACACAUCCAUGAGCAUGCCAAGACCAAACGACAUAACCUAGCGAUUGACUUGCUGUAUGGGGGGAUUUACUGCUUCAUGUGCCAAGACUACAUUUACGACAAAGACAUGGAACAGAUUGCCAAAGAGGAACAAAGGAAGGCCUGGAAAAUGCAAGGCACAGGUGAGAAGUACUCAACAUGGGAGCCAACCAAGAGGGAGCUGGAGCUUCUCCGCCACAAUCCCAAGAGGAGGAGAAUCACCUCCAACUGUACUAUUGGCCUACGCGGUCUAAUCAACCUUGGCAACACGUGCUUUAUGAACUGCAUUGUCCAGGCACUAACGCAUACGCCGCUGCUGCGGGACUUCUUCCUGUCUGACCGACACAAAUGUGAAAUGCAGAGCAAUUCCUGCUUAGUGUGUGAAAUGUCGCAACUCUUCCAAGAGUUCUACUCAGGCCAUCGUUCACCUCACAUCCCGUUCCGUCUGCUCCACCUGGUGUGGACUCAUGCCCGUCAUCUGGCUGGCUACGAGCAGCAGGACGCGCAUGAGUUCCUCAUCGCUGCACUGGAUGUUUUACACAGACACUGCAAAGAUGACAACGGGAAAAAAGCCAACAACCCAAACCAUUGUAAUUGCAUCAUUGACCAAAUCUUCACAGGGGGCCUGCAGUCUGAUGUCACCUGUCAAGUCUGCCACGGUGUCUCAACUACUAUCGACCCAUUCUGGGACAUCAGUUUGGAUCUGCCCGGCUCCUCUACUCCCUUCUGGCCCCUAAGCCCUGGCGGGGAUGGUUCGACACUAAACGGAGAGAGUCACACCACUGGAGCCACAACACUGACAGACUGCUUACGAAGGUUCACCAGACCAGAGCACCUCGGUAGCAGCGCUAAGAUCAAGUGCAGCGGUUGCCAUAGUUACCAAGAGUCUACCAAGCAGCUGACCAUGAAGAAAUUGCCCAUUGUGGCUUGCUUUCACCUCAAAAGAUUCGAGCAUUCUGCCAAACUUCGGAGGAAGAUCACUACAUAUGUUUCUUUCCCUUUGGAGUUGGACAUGACCCCUUUUAUGGCUUCCAGUAAAGAGAGCAGGAUGAACGGCCAGUACCAGCAGACUUUGGAGCCCUUCAACGAUGACAACAAAUACAGCCUGUUUGCUGUUGUUAACCACCAGGGAACACUGGAGAGCGGCCACUACACCACCUUCAUCAGGCAGCACAAGGACCAGUGGUUCAAAUGUGACGACGCCAUCAUUACCAAGGCCAGCAUCGAAGCCGUGCUGGACAGUGAAGGGUACCUUUUGUUUUACCAUAAACAGUUUCUGGAGUACGAGUAGUGCAGCCCUCAUCACAAUGCAUAUGAGCCCUGACGCACUACUGCAACUUGGAAAAAAAAAAUAACAUCUCUACUGGAAUUCAGGACGCACACAACAACUAUCUACUGGUUGUAAGUCUGCACGUUGAGGUCGAAAGUGACGAGCGGCCUGUCAUCAUGUUAACUUUGGCUUUUGGCAUUCUCACUUUCAGACAGACAGAAGUGAAAGUUUUGUGUUUAGACCCAAAUUAAUGCAAGGGAUUUGUUUACUUGGUCUUUUCUUUCUCAACGUCCUUCUUGAGCCGGGUUGGGGAACCUAUUAUGUGUUGGCUCUGUUGGGCUCUGGACUGCUAUGCAAUUGUGAAAACACACGAAACCUCUGAGAAACUCAUAAUAACACUAAGCCGUUGAGAUACGCUUGUCAAUUAGUGUCAUGGCGAGGCCCAUUACAAUUUUUCCUUGAUGGUGUAAUUUCACACUUGAUGGGUGGACAGGCACUCCAGAGACUCAAUCGGUUGUGUACAAGUCCAUUUUCCAUCAUACCAGGAUGUCCGUUUUAAAAGUUGAAAAAGAUUCCCCACCCCUCUUCUAAAUUCUUGUAAAUGUCAACAAUGCUACAAGAUGCUUCUAUAUGAACAAAAGGUUCUUUUCUUUUUUGUUGUUAAUUUCAGUUUUGCGGCAGGGGAAGUAAUUAGAAUUCACAAGCACACCAUGUGUCACAUAGUAGCCUAUACACACACACAUACACUCAAAAUGACCAAAUAUUGUAAAUGUUUUUAUGCAUUUUUCACUGCACUGCAGAAGAAGGAGAAAAUCAAGAAGCAAACAUCUCCUCACAAGUUGUAUGAUAAAUAUUCUACAUAUUUAUGUCACUACUCGUGAGUUUGUCGUCGGUCAACGACAUCGGAAGCUUUGGCUCGACUCUCCCCCAAGCGUGCCGGACGUUUCCGCCUCUAUUGCUGCUUCCAACUGUCGCAGGGGCGGACUUUACUCAGUAAAUAUUCUAUUUUUAUAAAUACUGUAAUUCUAAAAUGAUUCGUUUACAGUCUUUUGCAUUCACUCACAUUGUCUGUCCAUGUUACAUUGUGCUGUGUUGUUUUAUCUACGCAAAAAAGAGCUAACCACGCCCACCUGAAAAUGCUGCUAUUGCAGCUUAAUGUUUGGUUAUAUUAGCUGUUAUAUUGGGUUUUGUCUGAAGUUUUAUUUUUAAGUACAUAAGUCUCUGGCAGUUUAGAAACAUACUGUAUCUUCAUGUUCAAGGUAUGUGUUUGUGGUUAAAUGCAAAAAUAAGAGCCAAUCUGGGAUGUACCCUCAGAAUAGUGCAGUAUGUGCGAAGGAUCAUGAGCUUGAUUCUGGGGUGUAUUAUCGUUGGCUGCAUGUUUGUGUGUGUGUUUGUAACCAGAAAAAGACAGUGGGAAAAAUAACUGGUUGUUGGGGGGGGGGAUGUUAUUGUGUAAAAACAACAAAAAACAAAACAGAAGUAUGUAUGUGUUAAGGUUCGUAUGCACGUGUGGUGCGCGUGCGUAUGCUCUGUGUGUUUGUGUACUGAAUCAGUACUUGAGUUCAGCAUGCCGCCCAAGCUGAAUAUUAGUUUUUCUUUUCUGUUAUAUAUAUUUUUUUUCCACAUGUUGAAGAUGUAUGUAAAGUAUAUAAUUGUACAGUUUGUACGUAAGAGACAAAUGGUGAAACCUCCAUAUUGAUUUUUGUUCUAUAUGUUGCUGGAUUCAGCCACGAGAGUCGUAACGGUGUCUUGACCUAUUAAGUCAUUCCUUCAGUGCAAAAUGACUGCAAAGACUUGGACACAGUGAUGGCAAGACACGCAAAUAAAAAAUA
Molecule: messenger RNA, 3725 nt
Organism: Syngnathoides biaculeatus (alligator pipefish)
Lineage: Eukaryota; Metazoa; Chordata; Actinopteri; Syngnathiformes; Syngnathidae
Gene: usp22
Product: ubiquitin specific peptidase 22
Exons: 13
Coding region: 394-1914 (506 amino acids)
Biological process (GO): protein deubiquitination
Molecular function (GO): cysteine-type deubiquitinase activity; zinc ion binding
Source: RefSeq, a predicted model, not a curated record